CCACAUGUGACGUUCGCUCUCUGCCGCCUCUUUCCAACCAGCGUCACUUCCGCUGCCUUUACUCGGGUGACUGAUCACCGGUGCCAGGAGGAGAGUUACCGGGAGCGAGCUGCCAGCAGUGACGAUCGGUCUGUGUCUCGCAUCGCCCGGUCCCCAGCGCCGCCUGCCUUUCACAAAUCAACACCAUGUCGGAAUUUGACGCUUUCGACUCUGUCGGUAACGGGGUGUCCGCCGAGGAGGACCCGGCCGCCGCCUUCCUGGCCCAGCAGGAGAGUGAGAUCGCCGGCAUCGAGAACGAUGAGGGGUUCAGCAUCCUGGACAGCGGCGACUUGCCCGACAGUCUGCACGACGGGGGAUCCGAUGCUGUUAUGAAUGGUGACUUCUACCAGGAGUCAAAUGGGCCAACAGACAGUUAUGCUGCUAUUUCCCAAGUUGACCGUCUGCAAGCAGAACCAGAGAGUAUCCGUAAAUGGAGAGAGGAGCAAAGGAGUCGAUUAGAAGUGCUCGAUGCUAACUCUCGAAAACAAGAAUCUGAGUGGAAAGAGAAAGCUUCAAAGGAACUAGAUGAGUGGUAUGCCAGACAGGAUGAACUGUUACAGAAGACAAAAGCAAAUAAUCGGGUGGCAGAUGAAGCUUUCUACAAACAACCCUUCGCUGACGUGAUUGGUUAUGUCACAAACAUAAACCAUCCUUGCUACAGCCUAGAACAGGCCGCUGAAGAGGCGUUUGUAAGUGAUGUUGAAGAAAUCAGCCCAGGAACAGAAUGGGAGCGAGUGGCUCGUCUUUGUGACUUUAACCCCAAGUCUAGCAAGCAGACGAAAGAUGUUUCCCGAAUGCGCUCUGUCCUGAUAUCACUCAAGCAGGCUCCGCUGGUUCACUGAGAACAAAGCACGACAAAACAACAUGACAAUUACGAUAUUUUAAUCUCAGAGAAGCUAUGUUUGCAGAAUAUGGUUAUUUUACUACUUUCUCCUUUUUGGGACCAAACCUCAUGUAUUUGAUAUUGAUCAUUGUAUGUAAUUGCCAGUUUACUCCUGGUUUCUCCUCCCUUGUACUUAGGAAUCAGAUUUGGAGUGUACCCACAUCGAUCAUAGUCUCAGUGUGCUUCUGUGUCUCAUAAAUUGUCAUUGAAUUUUGAUUUGUGCUUAAUUGUAAUAGUGAUAUUAAAGGUCUAUAUAUGGUCAAGUCUUCAUGAUUGUUAAACUGCUCCAUAAUAGGCAACAGUAUUUUUACUUCUCAAAACUACUAUAUUCUGGUAAUAAAUUACGUCAAGAUCUCCUCACAUUGGUAAAUAACAAAGGUCUGAAUAUCAUUUGAACCUAUUGCAGUCUAUAAAUAUUGUGAACAAUAGCAGUGAAGCACGUGAAUGCAAAGUUGUAGAAUACGUAGGUUCUAUUCAUUGGAUACAAAGACCCAUGAACAUAAAUGGCACAAUAAGACAUCCAUUUUGGACCUAACAAAGCUUCCACUAAAAGUGAUUUAUACCUUAAAAUUACUUAAAUUUACGCUCACAUUUGUCACCUAUUUAAUCUCUCUAUUAUUUAUGUAAGCACAUCCAUUGGAUUACUAUAGGCCUUGGAUUUUCCUUGUUAAUGCUCACUUUGCUGUAAAUCGGUUUACUUUAGUGAACUGUUAAUAAACGGAGAACAUUAUCUUUAUAUGUAA
Messenger RNA from Pseudophryne corroboree (corroboree frog), 1665 nucleotides. It is a transcript of the gene CLTA, whose product is annotated as clathrin light chain A. Gene Ontology annotation, biological process: intracellular protein transport; clathrin-dependent endocytosis. The record is from RefSeq and is a predicted model, not a curated record. Bases 186 to 881 code for a protein of 231 amino acids. The transcript is spliced from 7 exons. Gene Ontology annotation, molecular function: structural molecule activity; clathrin heavy chain binding. Lineage: Eukaryota; Metazoa; Chordata; Amphibia; Anura; Myobatrachidae. Gene Ontology annotation, cellular component: synaptic vesicle membrane; clathrin coat of trans-Golgi network vesicle; plasma membrane.